AUGACGUACGCGCAACUCAUCUACAUCGCACUCCACAGCACAGAAAAAAAGGCGAUGGGACUAGGCGAACUCUACCACUGGUUUGAGCAAAACACCAGGAGAGCCCACAAGGGAGGCGAAGGAUGGAAAAACAGCGUUCGUUCGAACCUGAGCGUAAACAAGGCCUUCCAACGAGUGGAACGUAAAGGCUCCCUCUGGCAGCUCGCGGAGGCAGGGUUGACGGAGUUCCAACCAACGCGUAAGCCCCGAUCGGAUCGACGAGCGAGUCGCAGGAAAAAGGCAGAGGGAUUAUACCAAUGGAAGAUCAGCGUAGCAUCGCCUCCUCCGCCUUGCGCACUCACUCUGCAGGAUCACUCGAACAAAAAUGUGUCUGGAAGUGAUUGCGGCGACGAUAGGUUUUGGUCAUUUGACGGCGGCUUCACGUCGCCCGAGAGCAGCCAGCCUGAAAGCGGAACCUCUACCGAUUAUCCAACGCCGGUGCCGAUUACUUCGACGCAAGAUGGCUUGGAGCAGCUGCAUGAUCCGCUAUGGGCCUGGAACCUGGAUAGUGGGCGCUACGUCCACUGGCCCUACUGCAGCUGCCUCUGUGGCCGACCAAACUUUUGUUGGACAGACGUGAAUGAAAUGGUGCCAUUAUGCGCCCCGACAGCGUUUGCUCCCAUGUGGACGAGCAUGGGGGUGGGUUCUAGUCCGCCGUCGGAAACGUGCGUGCAAUGGGAGGUCUGA
Messenger RNA from Colletotrichum scovillei, 726 nucleotides. RefSeq names its product forkhead domain-containing protein. The coding region runs from base 1 to 726 and encodes 241 amino acids. Gene Ontology annotation, cellular component: nucleus. Gene Ontology annotation, molecular function: DNA-binding transcription factor activity, RNA polymerase II-specific; RNA polymerase II cis-regulatory region sequence-specific DNA binding. The record is from RefSeq and is a predicted model, not a curated record. The transcript has 2 exons. Lineage: Eukaryota; Fungi; Ascomycota; Sordariomycetes; Glomerellales; Glomerellaceae. Gene Ontology annotation, biological process: regulation of transcription by RNA polymerase II.